Messenger RNA from Camellia sinensis, 2578 nucleotides. The record is from RefSeq and is a predicted model, not a curated record. NCBI's taxonomy places the organism in Eukaryota, Viridiplantae, Streptophyta, Magnoliopsida, Ericales, Theaceae.
GGGUGAAACAACACCUUGCAGGAGGUUAUAGGAAUGUCACUGCUUGCCCAAAGUGUCCUUCUCAUGUAAGAGAGGAGAUUAGAGAGUUCAUGUCAAAAAAAAAGACACAAAAAGAAGAAAUGAACAUGUUGCCUGAUUUUGAUGACAUGGACAUGGAAGAUGAAGAUGUCGUUGAGAUCAAUGUCAAUCAACACCGCAAGUUGACAAGUAGUAGCCAAGGUUCAUCCACAUCCAAAUCCAAACCCAAAUCAAAAUCAAAAAUGCCAAAGAAAAAAGGGCCUAUGGAUGUUUACUUCACACCCAAUCCUGAAUCAGUGGUGAAAAUCGAAAAGACCAAGCAAAAAGGAAGCAAAUCAAAAUUGAAGCAAAUGACCCUUACAAAAAAGAAAUGAGAGCUCGGGCACUGCAAAGAUUUGCAAGGUGGAUGUAUGAUGCUGGUAUCCCUUUUAAUGCAGUAAAUUAUGAGAGUUUUGGACCAAUGAUUGAAGCCAUUGGCCAAUAUGGUUCUGGUAUGAAGCCACCGACUUACCAUGAAGUGCGGGUUACCCAACUCAAAAAAGAAGUGAAACAUACUGAAGAUUUGAUGAAGUAUCAUAAAGAGGAUUGUGCAAAAUACGGGUGUUCCAUAAUGGCAGAUGGUUGGACUGAUAAGAGAGGAAGGACAUUGAUUAACUUUUUAGUUAAUUGUCCAAGAGGAACCAUGUUUGUUGAGUCGGUUGAUGCUUCUAGCUAUUCAAAGGAUGGGCAAAAGCUAUUUGAAUUACUAGACAAGUUUGUGGAGAAAGUUGGAAAAGAGAAUGUGGUGCAAGUUAUCACUGAUAGUGCUGCAGCUAAUGUGUUGGCGGGGAGGUUUUUGGAAGCUAAGUAUGAACACUUGUAUUGGACACCAUGUGCUGCUCAUUGUUUGGACUUGAUGUUAGAAGACAUUUUCAAGAUACCUAGACUGAAAAAGACAUUUGAAAGGGGUAUUGCAGUACAUGGCUACAUUUACAAUCGGCCUACGUUGCUAAACAUGAUGAGGCGCUAUACAAAUUUGAAGAAUUUGAUCAAGCCUGCAAAAACUAGAUUUGCAACCGCUUUUUUGACUUUGUCUAGGAUGCAUCAACAAAAAAACAAUUUGAGAAAGAUGGUCACCUCCGAAGACUGGACCUCAAGCAAAUGGGCAAAGGAGCCACAAGGUAAAAGAAUGGCACAAACUUUGUUGAUGCCUUCAUUUUGGAAUACUGUUGUGUUUGCCCUUAAGGUCUCGGGUCCUCUUGUCAAAGUGCUUAGAUUGGUUGAUACCGAGAAGAAACCUCCCAUGGGAUACAUUUAUGAGGCAAUGGAUAGGGCAAAAGAAUGCAUUGCAAGUUCAUUUGAUCAUAAAGAAGAGAAGUAUAAUGAAAUUUUCGAAAUCAUUGACAAAAGAUGGGAUGUUCAAUUGCAUCGACCUUUACAUGCAGCUGCGCAUUUUCUUAACCCAGAAUUCUUUUACCCAAAAGCGUUAGAGGUGCAAAGAGAUCAUGAAGUGAUGAAUGGGUUUUAUGAAUGCAUGCAAAGGUUGGUCCCGGAUGUCACUGUUUAAGAUUUGAUCACUAAUGAGAUGAGUAUUUAUAUGAAGGCUGAGAGUCUUUUUGGCAAGGCUGUUGCGAUUAGGCAAAGAAAUACAAGAGCACCAGGUAAUAUAUUAUAAACUCAUAGAGUUUAUUUUUAGUAAUACUUUUAGUAAAACUUAAUACUUGGUAACAAUUAUUUCUAACUAGUGAAUUAUCGCAGCUGAUUGGUGGGCAUCAUAUGGUUCUUAUACUCCAAACUUACAAACUUUUGCUAUAAAAGUCCUUAGCCUAACAUGUAGUUCAUCGGGUUGUGAACGAAAUUGGAGUGUAUUCGAACAUGUGAGUAUUUAACAUUCUAACUAAUUUUUUGUUCAAUUCAAAUAUUUUUUAUUCUCAUUAUAUAGAAUUUAAUAUCUUUUUAAUACUUGCAGCUUCAUAGCAAGAAAAGAAAUAUAUUGGAACAACAACGUCUCAAUGAUUUAGUGUAUGUCAAAUACAAUAGAACAUUGAGAUUUAGGUAUGACAUGCGCAACACUCUUGAUCUCAUAUCUUUGCAAAAUAUUGAUGAAAGCAAUGAGUGGUUGCUUGGGAGGAUGGAUGGAGAAUCAGAUGAAGAUAAUGAGCCUGUGUUUGAUGAUGAUGAUGGCUUGACGUGGGCCACUGUUGCUAGAGCUUCUGGAGUAGAAGAAAGUAGCCAUGCAAGUAGAGCAACAACUUCACGCUCAAAGGCACAACCAAGGAUAUCUAAAUCAUCAACAUUGACUCCACUUCAAUUAAUAGAUUAAGAGGAAGCGGGCUCAGAUGACACAGAGGAGAAAGAUGUUGAGGGAUACAAAUCAACUGAUGGAGAAGAAGAUGAUAGUUUGCUUGCCAUUGAUGUUGAGGAUGAUGAUUGACUGACACCGACCUAACCUACCCUUUCUUUUGAUAUUGAUGUUUUUAAGUGUUAAGACAUAUAUUAGUAUUUGUUGGAUAUUUAUGUUUUGGAUGUUUAGUGUUUAUGUUUUUAUUUUAUUGAAUGUGGAUUAUUUGAUCUUUGAAAA